AUGAGGAUAUCGAUAUUACUCAUCGUAUUUGCUGGUAUUGCUCUUGCAUCAGAAGAAUUAGCGACAACAGAACGAACCACGUUUGCUGUCGAGGGAAAUGUCAUAUUCCCUUCAUCAGCUACGAUGGGCCGUAAAUGGGCUGCCAACUCCAGGGUGCUUUUGAAUCAUGGAGAAUAUAUAGGAUUCGUCCGUGAGGAUGGAUCGUUUGUGGUUGAUAAUGUUUCCCAGCGGCAGUUAUGUUGUGCAGGUGAGUGGAGAACGGUUGAUUUUGUAUUCGAACCAAUUCGAGUGGAUAUUACUGCGAAAGGCAAGAUUCGAGCAAGGAAACUGACUUUACUCCAGCCGAAUGUGGUCAAUCAAUUACCCUAUCCGCUGAAGUUGAGCUCCCGUGAAGCUACACGAUAUUUCCGUAAACGAGAAGAAUGGCGAAUUACCGACAUGCUGAUGAACCCCAUGGUGCUGAUGCUGGUUGUACCUCUCGUCAUCAUGCUAAUUAUUCCAAAGAUGACAGCGAAUGAUCCUCAACUACAGAAGGAAAUGGCUGAAAUGCAACUUCCGAAGGUGAGUGGUAUUUGA
Molecule: messenger RNA, 576 nt
Organism: Cooperia oncophora
Lineage: Eukaryota; Metazoa; Nematoda; Chromadorea; Rhabditida; Trichostrongylidae
Source: the annotation of a GenBank genome assembly